Molecule: messenger RNA, 3304 nt
Organism: Hippocampus comes (tiger tail seahorse)
Lineage: Eukaryota; Metazoa; Chordata; Actinopteri; Syngnathiformes; Syngnathidae
Product: mothers against decapentaplegic homolog 4-like
Exons: 10
Coding region: 357-1889 (510 amino acids)
Biological process (GO): BMP signaling pathway; anatomical structure morphogenesis; SMAD protein signal transduction
Cellular component (GO): heteromeric SMAD protein complex
Molecular function (GO): RNA polymerase II cis-regulatory region sequence-specific DNA binding; DNA-binding transcription factor activity, RNA polymerase II-specific; I-SMAD binding
Source: RefSeq, a predicted model, not a curated record
ACAAAGACGAAGAAGAAGUGAAUGCACUGGAUGAGAACUUACCAGAGGAGGGCUGUGAUUUUUUUUCCUCCCACUUCAUACCAUCCCGUUUUAAGGAGGGAUCGUGCUUUUCAUUUUAUGUUAUUUUUGAACUGAGAACACUUGGUUGGCCGUGUGAACCUUAAACAUCGAUUCAGCCGAAGAAGGAAGCGACCAAUACAACGGGGAAAAAAGGAGCUGCCAUAGCAGCUAGCGCCAGGUUGCGGAAAGUAAGUGUUGGCCUAAUGCACAGAUAAAGAUAACACGCGUCCUGAUGGUGUGUUUCUCAAGUUGAAGAAGCCCACCUGUCGCAGUGUGUCUCAUCUUCCGAAGCCGACAUGUCCAUCGCGAACACGCCCACCAGCAACGAUGCCUGCCUCAGCAUCGUGCACAGCCUUAUGUGCCACCGGCAGGGUGGCGAGAGUGAGAGCUUUGCCAAGAGGGCCAUUGAGAGCCUGGUGAAGAAACUUAAGGAGAAGAAGGAUGAGCUGGACUCGCUCAUCACCGCCAUCACCACCAACGGCGCCCAUCCCAGCAAGUGUGUCACCAUCCCUAGAACGCUGGAUGGACGACUGCAGGUGGCUGGACGCAAGGGUUUCCCACAUGUGGUCUAUGCCAAGCUGUGGCGCUGGCCGGACCUGCACAAGAAUGAACUGAAGCAUGUCAAAUACUGUCAGUAUGCGUUCGACCUCAAGGCCGACAGCGUCUGCGUCAAUCCCUAUCACUACGAGCGGGUGGUCUCACCCGGCAUAGACAUAUCAGGACUGAAUCUAACCAGCUCCAGGCCUGGCUCGGCGCUGAUGGUCAAAGAUGAGCAUGAUUUUGAUGGCCCCCAGAGCCUGCCCGCCAUGGAUGAGGGCCGUUCAAUGCAGACCAUCCAGCACCCUCCGUCGGGGGGCCGCCCGGGACCCUCCGACCUAUUCGCCCCCACCAACAUGCUUCCGCCCGCCGAGGCAUCCACUUCUGCCUCCACGUCAUCGUUCCCCACUGUCGCCACAGGAUCAGCUAGUGGCAACACCGUCUGGUCAAGGAACAACAGCUUCACCCCCAACACGCCACACCACAGCAACGGUCACCUGCAGCACCACCCUCCCAUGCCUCAGCCGGCACAUUACUGGUCAGUCCACGACGAGUUUGCCUUUCAGCCGCCCAUUUCCAACCAUCCUGCUCCAGACUACUGGUGUUCCAUCGCCUACUUCGAGAUGGACCUACAGGUGGGCGAGACCUUCAAGGUGCCGUCGUCGUGCCCCGUCGUGACCGUGGACGGCUACGUCGACCCGUCGGGCGGGGACCGCUUCUGUCUAGGCCAACUCAGCAACGUCCAUCGCACGGAGGCCAUAGAGCGAGCCAGGCUUCACAUCGGCAAAGGCGUGCAGCUCGAGUGCAAAGGCGAGGGCGACGUGUGGGUGCGCUGCCUCAGCGACCACGCCGUCUUCGUGCAGAGCUAUUACUUGGAUCGCGAGGCCGGCCGAGCCCCCGGGGAUGCCGUCCACAAGAUCUACCCCAGCGCUUACAUUAAGGUGUUCGACUUGCGUCAGUGUCACAGGCAGAUGCAGCAACAGGCGGCGACUGCUCAGGCGGCAGCUGCAGCGCAGGCAGCAGCCGUGGCGGGAAACAUCCCUGGACCCGGCUCAGUCGGAGGCAUCGCACCCGCCAUCAGUCUGUCGGCGGCAGCCGGCAUCGGUGUGGACGACCUCCGCCGCCUGUGCAUCCUGCGUAUGAGCUUUGUGAAGGGCUGGGGGCCGGACUACCCUCGGCAGAGCAUCAAAGAGACGCCAUGCUGGAUCGAGAUCCACCUGCACCGCGCCCUGCAGCUGCUGGACGAGGUGCUGCACACCAUGCCCAUCGCUGACCCCCAGCCACUCGACUGAACUCCUCACAACCGAGGGACUCAUUUUGCUUGUUGGUGUUCUCGUCGUUCUCGUCAGGUGGGUUUUGACGGUGCUGUAGUGUGAACCCAAAAUGACAUAUUUCAUCUGAAAGGACAAACAGGAUCGGUCAGACUGCUGGACUAGACCAGAGUGCUGUGUUUUCCACAUGAUGAACAUUUGUGACCCCCCCCCCCCUUGUUUUUACCAGCCACUUCAUUAGGUACACAUGCAUAAAUAGCUAAUAUCGUUUAAAGAUAUUUUCACAAGUAUUGGGGAGUAUUAGGGCCACAUUGUAAAGAGAAGAAAAACAUUUAUUUUACAAAAGGUGGAUAUUCCCCUCCCAAGAUGUUUGUCCAAGUAUGACGUGAUUUUUAUUAAGUCGCUAAAGUAAUAUGAGGAUAAAGUUUGACUUUUAAUGGAACAAAGACGCAACUUUAGAUCCUCUAAACUUUAUCCCGAUGAAACGCGUCAGCAGUAGAGAAAGACGGGUUAACACUGAAAAGGAAAAAAAACAAAGUACUGUAUUCUACAGGAAUAAAGUUGAAUUUAUUGCCCAAGAAAUAAAGCAGCAAUAUGUAAAUUUUACAAGAGGAAUAAAAUCAGAUUUUUUUUUUUUUUUUAAAGGAAGGAAAAUUGUAUCUUCAUGGGGACAAAAUGGGACUAUUGAGAGAAAAAUGUUUGUAUUUUAUGUGGAAAAAGAUGUAUUUUAGAGAGUAGUUUGAAUUUUAUCGGGAAAGCAUGAUGAAAAAAACGAACUGGUACUAUGACAAUGUUUUAAUUUUCAGAGAAUAAAGUGGAAAUAUUACAAAAUGAAUGGGGUGACAUGACAAGAAGUGAACAUUUUACUCAGUCAUUUUGGAAAAAAAGUGAGAUUUACAAGAAAAAAAAAUGUUAUGAAAAUAUCAGACUUUCGAUGAAUCAAUAGUUAAAAGUAUUCUGACAAUUACAGGUAGGUGACUGUUUAAAAUGUAAAGCCAGAAAGUUUAAUAUCUCAUGAGAUUGUGUGUUACCUAAUGUUGUGGCCAGUGACGAAUCCUCUUGUAUAUUAUCGGUUCACAAAAUACCAGCUGUAAAUCUACAUUUCCCGGCAGUUCUGGUACACUAUGUUGAUUUUUUUUUUUCCUCAACUUUUUAUCAAAUGAUUUUUUUUUUUUUUUUUUUUUUUGGUUUUAGCACUUUACUUUGACUUGGCUGUGUAUUUGUAUUGGAACACUAAGGAUGCCAUUUUGUUUCCCACCUUUUCACCCACAUAACACCUGAUGUUUCUGUUGCGGCUCGUCGGACGUGUUAUUUUUUUUUUAAAUCGGGUGUAUGUAAAUAGAAAUAUGUAUCAUCUUUGUAGUGCAUGCUGAUGUCAGUGGUCCCGCAUUUAAACUCACUCACGUUACAUGAAUAAAUAAAAUCAAUGAUACAAU